AUAUUGUUUUUUUUGUUUUAUUUACUAUGCGUUUAUUCAAGUGACGCAAGAACAUUCGUAUCUUUUUCUAUAAAACAUGAAUAUUUUUAUACCAAAUAAGUAAUCAUCCAAAAUAAAUGUGUAUAAUAAUUAUUAAAUAGAAUCUAUUAUUGUAGAAAAAUAGAAUAUAUUAAUUUGAGGUUGAGUUUAAAGUAAUAUUGAAAAAAUAUUAUUGCGUUUAAUCAAUCGCGGACUAUAGUUCUUCAAUAUUGGAUAAAAUGGAACAAUUGCAUCAAUCAAAUAACUCUUUGUUGAUUGAUAAUAUGGAUAAAAAUGUUACAGAAUUAAAUAAAUCUGAUUCCUGUAAUGAUAAAGUGGAAUAUACAAAUCAACAUUUAUUAAAAUCAAAAAUUUCAUUAGAUAAAAAGAAUGGAAAUCAACGGAAAACAAUAAAUUUGCAACAAGUUGAGGAAUUGUAUGGUGACAGUGAAAUAGAUAAUAAAAUUGAUGGGGAAGAUACAAAACUAUCUAGUAGCAGUGAUAAUAGUAAUGAUACAAUGUUAUCUAUCAAUAACUGUAAAUUGACAGAAUUUGAUUCAAAAUGUAAUAAUAACGCAAAUGAUAUCGAUAAAAAAAUUGAGUUUAGAAGUAGAAGUGGUAGUACUGAUACAACAGGUUCAGAAAGUGGAUCAAAUAAUUCUGGUGUAAGGAGAAGUAGUAGAAUUAGAUCAAUUGGUUUAAUGAAACAAAGAUCCCGUGGACGGGGUUUAGUUACAAAACCUAAUACAGAUAUUUCAAAAACAAAUGUUCAGCAAGAACGAGAAAAAAUAGUCAAUAAUAUUGUUUCAAUUGCUCAAGAAAUGAAAAUAGAUAAUCCAUCUGAAUUACAAUCAGACAAAGAAGCAAACAUCAAUAAGACAACGAAUACAUUUGAAUCCCUCUCAUUAUUAACAACAACUUGUAAUGCUACAGGCUAUGAUUCAGAUUCCUGUAAACCUGUUAAAGUAAAGUCUCGUUGGCGAAGAUCUAGUGAACUUGAAAUGGGUGGAUCAAAUACAGGAGUUGCAUCUACAUCAACAGUAGGAUCUAUAUUUGGAACCAUAACUGCAAAUAUAUCUGAAUUUGGAUCAUGUUCAACGCUUAAAUCUUCAACUGGAGUUUUAGCAGAUAUUAAUUCUUCAGAAUCUAUAUCUGGAACUGCAUUAGUUGCAAAUUUUCAAUCUAAUAUAGAUAUAGAACAAACAAAGGAAAUACCAGUAUCAACUAAUAAUAAUAAUAUUGUGCAAAUUCCAAAAACAGUUGGUGCAAGAAUUUCAUUACCUAUGGUUUCUGAGAUAGAAGACAGAGAAAUGGAAGAAAGGCUAAGUCAGUUUGAAAAUUUACGUGAAAAUUUAUAUUUGACAGAAAGAUAUACAAAUAAGGAAACAAAAAGAAUGGUAUGCGAUUGUUUUUUAACAGAAGAAGAAAUUGAAAGAGGAGAAUUAGGUUGUGGUGAAGAUUGUUUAAAUAGACUUCUUAUGAUAGAAUGUGGACCUCGAUGUGUAGUAGGUGAUCGUUGCACAAAUAAAAGAUUUCAAAAUUGUGAAUAUGCAAAAUGUGAAGUAUUUAGAACAGAAAAGAAAGGAUUUGGUCUACGAGCUAUGGUCGACCUUUUAGCAGGAGAAUUUAUAAUGGAGUAUGUAGGUGAAGUAGUUGAUCCUAAAGAUUUUCGACGUAGAGCAAAAGAAUAUUCAAAAGAUAAAAAUAAACAUUAUUAUUUUAUGGCAUUAAAAUCUGAUCAAAUUAUUGAUGCCACUAUGAAAGGAAAUGUUUCUCGAUUUAUAAAUCAUAGUUGUGAUCCUAAUUCUGAAACACAAAAAUGGACAGUGAAUGGUGAAUUGAGAAUUGGCUUUUUUAACAAAAAAUUUAUAGCUGCUGGUGAAGAAAUUACAUUUGAUUAUCAUUUUCAACGUUAUGGUAAAGAAGCACAGAAAUGUUUUUGUGAAGCACCCAAUUGUCGUGGUUGGAUUGGUGAAACGCCCGAGGAAGAAAAAGAAAAAAUUGAAAAGAAAGAAAAACGUGAGAAAGAUAUGAAAAAGAAAAAAGGUGAAAAGAAACAAGCUGAUUAUAUGGAAGAUGAAGAUUUGGAGGAAGAAAUAGAUAAAUUAUGUUCGGGUGGUUUAAAAAAUAGAGCUCACACAUUAACAUUAAGUAGAUUAAUGGUACGUAGCAGAGAAUUAGAACACAGAACACGUCUUCUACGUCUGAUACAAAGUGGUGAACAGCCAUGUCGAAGAUUAUUUUUGGAUUAUCAUGGUUUACGUUUGAUUUGGAGUUAUGUUAUGGAUAUUUCUACAAAUGAUACAGACGAAGCACAACAAUUUCGUUUAGAAGUUUUGAAAACUUUAAAUACACUUCCAAUUCCUAAUAAAACAAUGUUAAUGGAUAGUAAAAUUUAUAAUGUAGUAGAAAAAUGGUCUAGACGAUUAUAUUUUUCUCUAAAUGGAGAUUCUCCAGAUGAUGAUCAAGGAAAAUUAAAAUCAAAUAAUGAUGAAUUACAAAUUAAUUAUGAUAAUAAUGAAAAAAGAAAUUCCUAUCAAUUAAUUGAUACAGAUAAACAAGAAAAUAAUAUUGAAAUUACCGAAAUAAAAUCUGAUAAUGCAGAUCAAAAUCUCAUUCCCGAAUUAGCUUCGAGUCUUUUAGCCGAAUGGUCAAAUUUAAAAGAAGUUUUUCGUAUACCAAAAAAAGAGAGAAUUGAACAAAUGAAAGAACAUGAAAGAGAAGCAGAUCGUGGAUACAGAGAAGAAUUAGAAAAAGAAGAAAAAAGAGGAACAUCAUAUGAUAGACAUAGAUAUGGAAGGAACGAACCUGAGAAACGUGGGGAUAGAAGACGUGGGCGAGAAUCUCCAGAAUCCGAGCAUAUUCGAACAAAAGAUAAGAGAAUAGAGGAAAGAAGUAGUUUAGUUCCAAUUCCACGAAUGACGAAAUAUGAGCGUAGACAAUUAUUUGCUUUAAAAGUAGCUAAAGAAGAAGAAGAACGACAACGACGUCAACAACAAGAAUCAUGGCAAGAUCAUGAAACUAGAUGUUUGGCAUUAGGCAUAGAUCCUCAUACUACAGCUAUGGUAGAUCCACAAACAGGAUAUCCUGUUUUUUAUAAUCCAUCAAUUGGACAAUGGCAACAGUAUCCUACACAAGAUGGAGAAAUAAAUCAGCAAUGUACUCCAGUAUAUGUAGGUGGACCACAAACAAUACCUGGUCAUACUCAAUCUGGAAUAGUACCACAAAGUUCACAUGUUUUACAAUCAUCAAUUUCUUCUGAAAUAUCAUCUGGAAUGUCGAAUAAUAUACCUUCAGGAGUUCCUCCAGUAGUGUAUACAUUAAGUCAAACACCUGUAUUUAAUCAAACCACAACAGCUUAUUCUUUAUUGCCUCAUUGUCAUCAACAAUAUUCUGAAGGCCAAUUGUCACUUUCAAAUAAUUUAGUUCCUAGUGGCACAACAGUUACACUUCAAACAGAAUCUCUUUACGAACAUAUGGAAAAACAAUCAGAUCAACAAUUUCCUGCAACAUUCAAACAACCACAAUCUGAAAUACCUCCUAUAGAUUUACCACCUAAAUGGAAAAGUGCAACUGAUACUAGAGGCAGAACAUAUUAUUAUCAUGUAAAAGAACGAAUAUCACAAUGGUUACCUCCUCCUCCAGAUCAUAUUGGAGUUCAACCAGAUUCAUCAUCAACUUCAGAAUCUAGCGAAGAAUCAACUUCAUCAAAUGAAGAUGAUGAAGAAAUUGAAGAAGAUAAUAAUGAAGAUUCUAAAAAUGAGGAAUUAAACUUAAAUAACACUUUAAUAGAAAAAUCAUUAAAUGGUUCUAAGCACAAUGCAACUAAAAAAAGUGCUAUUCAUAAUAUAAUUGGAAGUUCAGGACUUUUCUCAGAAGGCAAAAAAAGAAGGGAAGGUUUAGUUCAAGAAAGAAUUAUUAGUCCACGUCGAGAAGAAGAUCGAAUGGAUCAUAAAACACACAAAGGAAUAAAGGAAAAAUUACGUCGUCAAAAAGAAAGAGCCAAAUUCAAAGAACAAGUUGAAAAAAUAAGAAGACAUCGACGUAGUAAUAAAUCUAAAUCACAUUCACGGCAUAGUUUAAAUAAAAUACAAUUACCUACAUCCGAUUUAUCUACAAUGUCAGAGAGAAAAAUUAAAGAUACUUUUAGGAUAAAUAUGGCAAAUGUCAUGGUACAUUUUUUGAAUCCAUAUAGAAAAAAUGAUUGUAAACAAGGUAGAAUAACAAAUACAGAAGACUUUAAACAUUUAGCUAGAAAGCUUACACAUUUUGUACUUGCAAAAGAAUUAAAACAUUGUAAAAGUGUUGAUGAAUUACAAUGUAAUGAAAAUGUUAAACAUAAAGCUAAAGAUUUUGUACGUAAGUAUAUGAGUAAAUUUGGUGCAGUUUAUCAGAAAAGUACUGAUGAAGAUUAAUUCUGUAACUUAUGACAUGAAAUAGUUAUUUAUUAUAUGAAUUCUUCAUUUUGAAUAUUGUAAUAUAUCUACUAAAAAAUAUAUCUAAGUAAUGCCUAUGUAGAUAUAUCUGUAAUUAUUAUUAUUGUAAUAUAGAUCAAUUUGUACAUGCUUCA
Apis florea (little honeybee) is the source of this 4588-nucleotide messenger RNA. It is a transcript of the gene Set2, whose product is annotated as SET domain containing 2. The record is from RefSeq and is a predicted model, not a curated record. Gene Ontology annotation, cellular component: chromosome; nucleus. Gene Ontology annotation, biological process: regulation of DNA-templated transcription. Lineage: Eukaryota; Metazoa; Arthropoda; Insecta; Hymenoptera; Apidae. Gene Ontology annotation, molecular function: histone H3K36 methyltransferase activity; protein binding.